Molecule: messenger RNA, 976 nt
Organism: Rubroshorea leprosula
Lineage: Eukaryota; Viridiplantae; Streptophyta; Magnoliopsida; Malvales; Dipterocarpaceae
Source: the annotation of a GenBank genome assembly
CUCUGUUCUACCCGAUUCCCUCCCGAAAGCCCCCCAAGUUGCCGAUUGUUUCCCCUUGAGAAACUCGGCAAAAGCUUGGAAAUUUUCUUUCUUCUCUUGUUAAAUAACAAGCAUAGAACCCGGACUCCUUCCCCCCAUCUGCAGAAAAUCUCAGUUCUGCUUUGUUUUUCUCCCCUGCACCCGACGAGCCCCCCCGGUCACUGCCACCCAUUUCCGGCCGGAAAUCCGGCAAAGCUUGGGGAUUUUCCCCUUCUUCUCUUGUUCUUGAACCCAGAAAUCCUUCCCCCCAUCUGCAGAAUUCGGAUCUGCGUCUUCCUCCCCUACUGUCCGCGAGUUUCUGCGAUGUGGGUGUGAGGUUUUUGGGCUUUUUCUGUUUUUCGGGUAGCCGCGAGUUCCCCUGCAGAAUUUCUUCUUCUCUGCCGCCGGCUUCCCCCCCUGCUAGGCUCGGUUUUGCUUGCUGAAUUCCGGAAGGAAAACCGAGGACGGGGAAACCAAGAGGAGUGACGAGUUAGAAGGCUAGCCAUCUUGUAAUUGAAUAUGGAUUUUAGAUGUAAAUGACGAUAUUGCAAACUAGAUUGUAAUUGGAGAUCGUAUAAAUUCAUUUAGUGGAUUGUUAGUUAUAAGAGAUUUGAUCUGGAGAUUUUGAGUUAAGUCAUAUUGGACAAAGAAUUAAUUUUGAAAUAUCUGAUCUGAGUUAUGGGAUUGUCAGAUGUGAAUUGGAUAAGUUUUGAAUCUUGUGCAUUCGUGGGACCCGUUCACGAGUGCACGGCGUCUGUCGUGCCUCGAAUUCGGGUUUUGGGGUGUGACAAUAUUGAAGUUGGGGAAGAAGGGCAUAUUGGAAGAGAACCGGAGAGGAAAGAAAUGAGAAAUAAAAGUGAAGUUGUAGAAGUGAGGAAAAGAGUUUGGUAUGGGAUAUAUAUAGGUUGGGAGUUAUUUUGGUCAAUAUAACUGAUUGAAAUAAAACGGUGAAAAAUUC